UACUUAGAGCUUUUGGACUCUAAAACAUUGCAAUAAAAAAAAAUACCAAAAAAGAAAGAGAGACAUUUUUUCUUCAUCCCUUCUGCUUUUCCUCAUCUAUUCCUGCCCUUUGUAAUCAUGAGUCCUUAUGCCAUCAUUACUAUAAAAGUCUCUCUCUCUCUCUCAUAGAUACAAACACAAAAUCACAGCUAUAUAGUAGUAGUAGUUUUAUUUUUAUUUUUAUUUUUAUUUUUUUGUAUAAAGAUUUUCUCACCUAUAAAAACCCCUUUGUUGCCUAAUUGUUACACAUCACUAACUAUCAUCUCUUAGCUUCCUAUUUUUUUGUUUAUUCAUUGCAAGAGAACCUUAUCUCUCAAAAGGGAAAAAGAAUGUGUUGUUUCUCUUCACAACAUGAGACCCUUUAUGCCCCUCUCUUUUGGCCUUCCAAGAGACACCACCUUAGGUUGAGCCACCUCAAAAGAAGGAGAACACAAUUGAAAGAAGCAAGACAAAGGAAAAGGAUGAUUGAGGUGAAAGAAGAGAUUAAGAUGAAAAACUUGAAAUUGUAUAUGGAGAAUCAAACCAUCAUAGAGGAGAAUGAAAAGUUAAGGAAACAAGCUAUGCUUUUGCACAAAGAGAAUCAAGACCUUAUGACUCAGCUCCAAAUUAAGCUUUCAGAACUAAACAACAAUACCAAAAAUAAUAACAAGCUAUGAGCUAAUUUAUUUAUUUAUAUAUAUUAUGUUAUACUACUAUAUACAGUUUAAUUAUUUUGUUUGGUCAAGAGUAGGGAAAUUUAAUUAAAGGGUUUGUGUUAAUCAUCCUUAGUUCAGAUAUGUUAGCCCUGAAUCUUGAUUUUCCUUUUUAAAAAAUCUUGUUUGUUUCUUAGUUUUUAAAUUAAUUAAUUUUCUAGCAAUAAGUUUAGAGUGAUAUAAUAAAGAUGAAUAGGUAAUGUGCCAAUUGUAACCAUUUUAUAGAAUAUAAUAUUUUGCAA
Messenger RNA from Cicer arietinum (chickpea), 973 nucleotides. The record is from RefSeq and is a predicted model, not a curated record. NCBI's taxonomy places the organism in Eukaryota, Viridiplantae, Streptophyta, Magnoliopsida, Fabales, Fabaceae.